Molecule: messenger RNA, 234 nt
Organism: Knipowitschia caucasica
Lineage: Eukaryota; Metazoa; Chordata; Actinopteri; Gobiiformes; Gobiidae
Source: the annotation of a GenBank genome assembly
AUGGCUGGAGGCUUGACCAUCUCUGAGGCCACCACGCUCCCGGGACCCAUGCAUUAUUCAGCCGCUGGAAAUGUGAGAGAGACUGACGACACCACUCCAACAUGUCCGCCCCCCGCCCCCCGCCCCCCCCUCCCCCCCUCUCCGCACCCCAGUCCCACGCUCAGAGGCUGGGGUCACUGGAUGAAGACAGUCCUUGACAAACGGGACGUGCCGGUGAUUGAUGGAGAGCGUUGA